Molecule: messenger RNA, 803 nt
Organism: Chelonia mydas (Green sea turtle)
Lineage: Eukaryota; Metazoa; Chordata; Testudines; Cheloniidae
Exons: 2
Coding region: 128-781 (217 amino acids)
Source: RefSeq, a predicted model, not a curated record
GGGGCCACAGCAGGGAUUGGCUGUGAGACAGACAGCAUGGCUGUCCCUGGGAGAUUUGCCUGUGUAAGGACUGCAGCACCCCGCCCGACAGUAGAGUGAUGUGUGUACAUAUACGUGGGUCAGAUUCAUGGCCCGGUUUGAAAGUAACUCCAAAUGCAGGCCCCAGUUUGCCUCCUCGCCUCCCCCAGCCCCCUUACUCCGGAGCUGGCAGGCCACUGAAAUCAGGCAAUGCCCUUCUCGGCGUGAGUCGUCUGGCCGAAGCGACUGCACCAUGGACUGGGGCAUUGUCAGGAUGGGGGAAGGGCCUGUGCCGUGGUCCCUAACGCAUCUCCUCUUCUUUCCUUUGGUCUGGCAGGACCGCCUGGUGGGAUGCCCCCACCAAAUGCGCCAAAUUGUCCCCCUCCCCGUCCUGUAUGCCCUGGACCUGGUGUGCCCCACCCAGAUGGACCCCACCCGCAUGAACACCACCCGCAUGGACACCCGCAUGGACCCCCGAUGCCCGGUGGACCUGGAUGCCCUCCUCCUCCUGGGUGUCAUCCCCCAGGUAGCCCUCAUGGGCAUCAUAAAAAGUAGAAGCAUAAGAAGCAUGGCCAUGGUCAUCAUGGACACAAGCAUGGAAGUGGAUCAAGCAGCAGUUCUGACUCGGAUUAAGAAAGCGCCUCCUGCCGGCCUGGCUCACAUCGGUGGCACAUCAGCAGCAGAAGCCAAUUACAGUUUAAGAACGUCUGUUAGUUGGCUCCAGUUCGCUUUUCCGCUGCCCUUUGCUUCCUCUUCGAAAUGAAUGUCGUGUAACCUUGUGGCUA